AUGGCGGACGAACCUGUUUCCCAACAGAAUGGAGCGAGAAACGGAGAAGGCAGCCCAUGCGGCUGCCCACCGGCAUCAAAACCGAUGAUUAUCCCGCUCAUAAGCGAUAUGCAUGUCCACCUCCGACAAGACGAAAUGGCGAAACUAGUUACCCCGACGAUCAAGCCAGGAGGAUGCCGGCGAGUCUUGGUCAUGCCCAAUACCGUCCCUCCGGUCACAACAUGUGAACAAGCCGCGGCGUAUAGAGAGCAGCUCAUCAGCCUGGAUUCGAGCGUGGAAUAUUUGAUGACGCUGUUCCUGUCUCCGGAGUUGUCGAUUGACGACCUUCGGCAGAAUGCAAAGGCCUGUCGCGUCGUGGGGGUGAAGAGCUACCCGAAGGGGGUCACGACGAACUCAGACAAAGGCGUUGAGAGCUACGAGCAGUAUUACCCGCUCUUUGAAGCCAUGGAAGAACUGGGGCUCACGCUCCACUUACAUGGAGAAGUGCCAGGGGUGGCCGCUCUUGAUGCAGAAGAGGCCUUCCUACCCUUCUUCGAGCAGCUUCACGCCAGAUUCCCUUCCCUGAAGAUUGUCCUGGAGCACGUCUCAACCGCCGCUGCCAUCCAAACAAUCAAGCGCAUGCCGUCCAAUGUCGGCGCCACCAUAACACCGCAUCAUUUGUUGAUAACGGUCGACGACGUCAUGAAGGCAGAGACUGUCAAGAUGGCCACAGAGUCGGGAGGCAACAGAGCCCUAUGCUGUGCCGGAGCGGUUGCCAACCCUCACAACUUUUGCAAGCCGUUGGCAAAAAUGAACGAAGACCGCGCGGCGCUACAGCAGGUUGUCCGCGAAGGAGAUAGCCACUUCUUCCUGGGAUCGGACUCAGCGCCCCAUCCCAGGACCUCGAAAGAAGGGUCCCCGCCUGCUGCGGGCGUGUUUACACAGCCACUUCUUCUCGCUUAUUUGACUGACAUAUUCGCAAAGCUUGGCUGUCUCUCCAAGCUUCGAAAGUUCGCGGACGUCAACGCGGCCACAUUUUUCGGCUUCGACGCAGCAACGUUGGAAGAAGACGCAGAGUGUGCUGUCAUCUACCCAGCACCCCAAACGGUUCCCGCGAUCUUCAACAUUGCGGGUCAGCCUGGGGAAGGAGUCGUGCCUUUUAUCGCGGGGAAGGAGCUGUCAUAUACAGUGACAGUCCAGCGGCUGACGUCUACCAUGCUCAAAGAGUUUGAGGAGUUAUGA
This is a messenger RNA of Besnoitia besnoiti, 1221 nucleotides long. RefSeq names its product dihydroorotase. Bases 1 to 1221 code for a protein of 406 amino acids. The record is from RefSeq and is a predicted model, not a curated record. Gene Ontology annotation, cellular component: cytoplasm. The transcript is spliced from 12 exons. Gene Ontology annotation, molecular function: dihydroorotase activity. NCBI's taxonomy places the organism in Eukaryota, Apicomplexa, Conoidasida, Eucoccidiorida, Sarcocystidae. Gene Ontology annotation, biological process: 'de novo' pyrimidine nucleobase biosynthetic process; pyrimidine nucleotide biosynthetic process.